AUGUCGUCAAGGCACUCAAGACGAUCCCAUGGUCACAGCUCUGGCAGGAACUCUCGACGAACAACCCAAAACACUGCCCAGCUCAUCGAAUCUCUAAACACACAUCGUGUAAACACUCUCACUGAACUCUGCCGCAUCGAGCGUGUGGCAGCCACUGCUUCAGACGAAGAUCAACUUGCGUUCCAAGGGCCCAUGACAUCGGCAUGGACUUAUUAUGUUACGUCUAACAAUCUACUCAGCGAGCUCCGCGGUUUGACCAGAAAUUAUCCAUUCAGUAGCGACGCACUCGAUGAUGCGAAGUGGAGAGUUAGCAACGACCCCGAGAGUAAUCGGAGUUGGAACUAUGCAUGGUUGGUACUGAUCAAGAUGAGGGAUGACCAAAUGGUGGAAGCAUAUGCUGCAAGCGAAGCUGCUAAGCCAGAGAUGUGGGGCGGGAGGGUACCUGAGGCUGAAGAAGCACGACAACUUGCAGAAUGCUUUGCUUGGGAGUGGAAUGAAGCUCUCGAGCAGAUGCUGCGGCACUGGGACACUCCUCCCACAACCACUGGAUACUAA
Hyaloscypha bicolor E is the source of this 555-nucleotide messenger RNA. RefSeq lists its product as uncharacterized. The record is from RefSeq and is a predicted model, not a curated record. The transcript has 3 exons. NCBI's taxonomy places the organism in Eukaryota, Fungi, Ascomycota, Leotiomycetes, Helotiales, Hyaloscyphaceae. Bases 1 to 555 code for a protein of 184 amino acids.